AUGCGGCGAUAUGUGUUCGAAGCAGCAACGCCUGGACAACGCUUGGCCCGAACGACGGUGUAUUACAACGACCUGAGCCUAAGGAAGAGUCGACCGAGGUUGCUACAAGGAUUGGACCAGCUGGCUGCGCGUACAGCUGAGCCCGCGGUAGUGCAGGAGCAGCUUGACGAUCUGAGCAGUCUGGAGCGGGACACUCAAGAGGCGAGCGACUCUUUCUGGAUGCUGGGUUCUGGCUACAGUAUACUCAAGCGAGAGGUCGAAGAGGCAGUUCGAAGCUUCCACGAAUUGGUGCGGAAGUCCGAUCGGCAGAGGAAAGCAUUCCUUACGAGCAUGCCGAACGAGAUUCUAGACCGCGUUUUCAGCUGCUUGUUCGAUAUCGAGUCAACCAGCGAGAGCGGAACGCCUCACCUCCAUCGAAUCCAUGAGCUCCCUGCACUUCUUGUCUGUGGAAGGUUCUUGCAAGUUGGCCUCCGGAGCCUCCUCAACACCGUCGAGUUCCGGUUCAUCAGCUCGGAAUACGACCAUGUCUUCUACGCAGAUUGUAACCAGUUGCCAUGGCCGAUGACGCCGACGCUCCCUGCAAGGACUCAUCUCAUCGCCAGACCGCGUCCGUUCAUAUCAAAGUUCGACCAAACCGGCGGCGUCCUAUCGUUGGAGUCUCUCAUCCGAUCACCAAUCGUGUUUUUCCCAAACACCCUGUUCCUCAUCACGAACCUGCGCAUUGACAUUGAGAUCCCGACCAUCAAUAUGAAGUCACGAUCCUCGAUCAAUCCCACCGGCGUCAACGUACCAUGGGAAGCCCGCCGCAUCUCACACCCGCACUGGUUUGACGAUUCCCGUCCAGAGAUGUUGGCCUGGCUCCCUGCUGAGAUCACCGUCGAGAAAGCGGACUACCACAUGGGUGUGUUGAGAGACCUUCCGUUUGAGAAUCUUCACUCUCUGAAGCUCGGCUUCGGACGCUCUCUCCAUACCACGGACAGGCAGAACAACGUCUUUAUGGCCAUUUGGAUUGGCGAAUAUGUGCAGUUGAUAGAUCUUAAGAGCCGGGCCCGGACAGUCGCGUUUCCUAGUGAGCUGCCGAUGAUAACACGCAUCCUUGAAGCUGAGGUCUAUGGUGGCUUUGAGGGUGAAGUUGAUGGUGUACAUAUCUUCAAACGGAGGGAAGGGGAAAUGCGUAGAAUCGUCGUUGAAGAUCUUUGA
Molecule: messenger RNA, 1200 nt
Organism: Coniosporium apollinis CBS 100218
Lineage: Eukaryota; Fungi; Ascomycota; Dothideomycetes
Exons: 2
Coding region: 1-1200 (399 amino acids)
Source: RefSeq, a predicted model, not a curated record